Messenger RNA from Diabrotica balteata, 975 nucleotides. The record is from the annotation of a GenBank genome assembly. Lineage: Eukaryota; Metazoa; Arthropoda; Insecta; Coleoptera; Chrysomelidae.
GUCGCUUUCGUUCUGCUGUUUUGCAUUGUCAUAUUGAUCAAUCAAUUUAAAAUAAUUUCAAGACCCCAAGUCGAAGUUUUGUUAUUAAAGGAGAUUUUUAAAGGUCAUUUCUAAGAUGUCAAAAUUUUACAAUUCAGAAUAUCUUUGUAAAGAUGAAGAGUUUAAUAAUUUUAUGAUAAAAGUUAGCGAAGUAAAUGGUAUUGUACAAAAAUUGGCUUCAAAAGAUAAACAAAUACAAGAAAUUGGCAACAUAGAAGCACAAAGAUAUCUCAAAGACAACGAUGGACAGAAUUUGAAUAUCGAUGAUAAUGUAGACUUAAAAGUUAAAAAUGACAGAACAUUAAUUAACAAGAAACUUCUAGAGCAUGAGCAAAAAGAUCCAAAUACCAUGUCACAAGAAGCAUUUAUGAAAGAAGUUGAAAAAGAUUCUAAUCUAAGGUACAAAGACAAAAUGGUAAGGAAAGAAAAAAUGGAGACUUUUAAAAAGCAAGCCACACUUGCAUUCCGAAGAGGGGAAUUCGAAAAGGCAUUAACUUUAUAUAAUAAGGCUAUUGAACAAAUUAAAGACAGUGUACUAUUAUAUAACAACAGAGCACUAACCUACCUUAAUCUUAAAUUCUACGAAAAAGCUCAACAAGAUUUGAAGCUGGCUCUACGACUAAAUGAAGAUUGUCUGAAGUCAUGGUUGUUGUUGAUAAAGAUACAUUUUUUGCAAAACAAUAAAGAAGAAUAUGAACGAGAUAUAAGAGAGGUAUUGGAGCGAAAUCCCAAUGACAAGGAUUUUAUAAAAGAUUAUAUAAAAAAUCUUGAAAAUGGGUAUAAGCAAAGUAAAAACAGUAUGAAAAUAUAGGAUUUCAAAAACUUCAUCUGCAGUAAACUUACUGUUACAUUACAUAUAAAAUUUCAUAUUACAAAGGUAUUAAAAAUAACUAUAAAAAUACACUAAGCAAAUGUUCAUAAAAAAUUAUGUAAUUA